Molecule: messenger RNA, 2123 nt
Organism: Centruroides sculpturatus (bark scorpion)
Lineage: Eukaryota; Metazoa; Arthropoda; Arachnida; Scorpiones; Buthidae
Product: ras-related protein Rab-35-like
Exons: 8
Coding region: 9-701 (230 amino acids)
Biological process (GO): endocytic recycling
Cellular component (GO): endosome membrane; plasma membrane
Molecular function (GO): GTP binding; GTPase activity
Source: RefSeq, a predicted model, not a curated record
UGUACGUUAUGAACUUUGAUCAAACAGUGUUGCCCUCUAGUGUCAGAUCGGUGAAUCAACACCGAAGAAGUCAUCCAAACACUAAACGCAGAGAAAUGGCUAAAGAGUAUGAUCAUCUAUUCAAACUAUUGAUUAUAGGAGACAGCGGUGUUGGGAAGAGCAGUUUACUACUCCGAUUUGCCGAUAAUACAUUUUCAGGUAACUACAUUACAACGAUAGGUGUCGAUUUUAAGAUACGCACAGUGCAGAUAGAUGGAGAAAGAGUAAAAUUACAAAUUUGGGAUACCGCCGGGCAAGAAAGAUUUCGAACUAUAACUUCUACAUAUUACAGAGGAACUCAUGGUGUAAUUGUCGUUUAUGAUGUUUGCAAUGGAGAAUCAUUUGCUAAUGUGAAGAGAUGGUUACAUGAAAUAGAACAAAACUGUGAUGUAGUCAAUAGGAUUUUAGUUGGUAAUAAAAAUGAUGAUCCAGAUAGAAAAGUUGUUUUAACAGAAGAUGCUCAACGAUUUGCCGAUCAGAUGGGUAUUCAGUUAUUCGAAACAAGUGCCAAGGAAAAUAUAAAUGUCGAAGAAAUGUUCAAUUCGAUAACAAGAAUGGUUUUAAAGGCUAAAAAAGAUCAAAAAGAACGUCGGCAGCAGUCUCACGACAAUGCUAUAAGAUUGCAAAAAGGAUCACAACGUGGAAAAAGAAAGUGCUGCUAAUAAAUAUAUAAGAAAAUAAUUUGUUCAAUUUGGAAUAAUAAUAAUAAUAAUAAUUCUCUGAUGAGUCUGUACUCCUGAAAGACUGUUGACGGUCUACUAUUAUGUAAAAGAAGGAAAUGUGCCAUUACGAGAACCGCUGUAACCUGUAUGUGUGAUUAAUAACGAGAAUCGUCCUGCCAUACAAAUUCUUAAUAGUUCCAAAUAGUACGAUCAAAAACAUAUGUGAGUAACGUUUUACGACCGAGAAGAAUUCAUACUAGCCAUCUUGUGUAUAUAUGUAUCGAUCAUGCACCAAAGAUUGGAAUUAGCAUUUAAAAAUGUGUAGAAGUUCAGUGGUACGUUAGGUCUUAAUAUUGCCACACAGAUGUGCCCAAUUAUACAUGCUUGAGUAUUUAUGAAAUGUUUAGUAAAACCGCAUGGCAACCAGCAUUUUUUUCUUUUUUUAUAUAUAUAUACGAAUUAUUUUAUAUAUUUAUCUCUAUUUUGUGUGUGUUCAAUACAGAUUUAAUUUUUUGAUCCUUUAACAGUUUGUCGCUACUCCAAAUAUUGUGUAUUGUUCUAAAGUAUAGGUUGUAGUAUAACAGAACUUACACUUCCUUGUCUUGCUCAACAUUCCUUUUUUUAUUUUAGAAGUGUAUUUUUACAUUAAAACAUCACGGGCAUCCCAUAAAUUAUAAAUCUGUUUAUUAUAAAAUCCUAUCAUUCCAUUCCUUUUCUCUGUAUUAAACAAUUAUCCACAAUGAUUGAUUUAACAAUGUUAUUUAUACAAUUUUAAUACAUUUAUCUCAAUUAACCUUCCAUUUAUACACCUCAAAAACUCAUGAAGUGAAAAAUUGUGACUUUUAAUCAUCUCACACAUUAGAAUUUUUCUAAUUGCCCGUUUCAAUGCAAUAAGUAUUAGUUUGAUAUGCAUCUUGCUUUAUUAUUAAUUAACUUAUUAUAUAUUUGAUAAAAUUGUAAUUCAAUUUUUUUGAAAGUGUUUCAUAACCGUUGAACCCAUGUUUUGCAUAAUAAAAGGGUAAUACUUCCAGGACGAUAGGAUUACCAUAGAUUUUUAACUCAAUCAAUUUGUAGCAAUACGAAUUAUAAAUUUUCUAGAUUAUGCAGAAAUAUCCACAUAAUAGUUGCAAACUAAUUUGUGUGUUCUAUGCUUUUCUUACAAACUUUAAUCCAAAUCUUGCCGUCAGUCGAUUCCUUUAAUUCUUUUAUAGAAAAUUAUUAUUAUGCAAGCAACAAAUUUAUAGAAGAAAAGGUGCAUCAGACACGACUUUGAGUCUUCCGAUAAUGUAUUUAAUCUAAUAGAAUCAUUUUAAAUCGUAUGAAUCAAACAUUCUUUCACCAGUCUUGUUAUUUUUCUUUAUUGAUAUGUUGUAAAUAAUUUUUUUGUAAUUUCAUUAUUAAAGCUGAUGGUGUUCUAAAGUA